UCUCACGUGAUAGAAGGGAUGUCCCCACCUGCCUGAUUUAACCCGACUCACAGCUAAAUCUAAAUUUUUUACGCGUCCGAAUUUUUUCACGCGCCACGCUCGAGAGGCAUCUUGCGACCAGCCACCAGGAUGCGUACAGUUCUCGUGAGCGGCGGAGUCAUCUCCGGGAUUGGAAAAGGAAUUAUUGCCUCUUCGGCCGGGCUCUUGCUCAAAACUACUGGUCUCAGAGUCACGGCAAUCAAAAUUGAUCCAUAUUUAAAUAUUGAUGCUGGAACGUUGGGACCUCUGGAACAUGGCGAGUGCUUUGUACUUGCAGACGGAGGGGAGUGCGAUCUCGACCUGGGUAACUACGAAAGAUAUCUUGGCAUUCAGUUGACCAACGAGAGCAAUAUAACGACCGGGAAGAUCUACAAUCUCGUUCUCCAGCGUGAGAGGAAGGGCGACUUUUUAGGGAAAACGGUCCAGGUAGUCCCGCAUAUCACAGACGCCAUCCAGGACCAUAUCGAACGAGUUUCGAAGAUACCUGUGGAUGAUUCUGGAUUGCCGCCAGAUGUUUGCAUCAUUGAAUUGGGAGGCACAGUGGGUGACAUCGAGUCAAUGCCUUUCAUUGAAGCAUUAGUGCAAUAUAGGCACAAAGUCGGCAAGGACAACUUCUUUUGCAUAAACGUUACCUAUGUGCCUGUAAUCCACGGAGAGGAGAAGACCAAACCGACCCAGCACGCCAUCAAACAAGUGCGAAGUGCUGGCCUGACACCAGACUUGAUUGCCUGUCGCUGUGAGCACAAGAUAGAGGAGGCUACCCUCCAGAAAAUCGCCCGAAGCUGCCAAGUCGACUAUGAGCAAGUCAUGACGGUAUGGGAUAUGGAGACGAUUUACCAAGUCCCUCUCAUCCUCAAUGAGCAGGGACUGCUGGACGUGUUGACACGGGGAUUGAGGCUUGACAAGCUGGAGCUUGCACCUUCAAUGGUCCAGAAAGGAGCCUCGCUCUGGGAGUUAUGGAAAGAUACAGUCGUUCCCAAGCAACAUUUAGAACCCAUAAAUAUCGUCCUGGUCGGCAAGUAUACUGCGCUGGACGAUAGUUAUCUCAGUGUGCGGAAAUCUCUUGAGCAUGCAGCCAUGCGAUGCAACCGCAAACUCAACCUCGUCUCAGUGGAUUCGGAACAUUUGGAAGACUCUACUCAGAAGAGCGACCCUACCAAAUAUCACAAAGCUUGGAAUGCCAUUUGUGAAGCUCAGGGCAUGGUAGUUCCAGGUGGGUUUGGGUCGAGAGGUGUGGAGGGUAUGAUUCGGGCGGCACAAUGGGCACGCGAGCGAAAGAUCCCUUAUAUAGGGUUAUGCCUCGGCAUGCAAGUUGCAGUGAUUGAAGCAGCACGGAACCUCUGUGGUCUGACUGAUGCUACGUCGGAGGAAUUUGACGCCAACGCUGAACACGAUGUUAUCAUCUUCAUGCCAGAGGGGUCCAAAGAACAACUCGGAGGUACCAUGAGACUCGGCACACGAGCAACCCAUUUCGAGGCUGGCAGUGAAUGGAGCAAAUUACGCGCCCUAUACAAAGGCGCUCCCGUGGCUCACGAGCGCCACCGACACCGCUACGAGGUGAACCCCGACUAUGUCGAGCAACUCGAGGCAGCCGGGCUCAACUUCAUCGGCAAAGACGACACGGGCAGACGCAUGGAGGUGGUCGAACGCAAAGACCAUCCCUACUUCGUCGGAUUACAAGCUCACCCCGAGUACACUUCCCGAGUACUCCAACCCGCACCGUCGUUGCUCGGCUUUGUGGCAGCCAGCGCAGGAUGUCUCGAUAAAAUAAUAGACGACUUGCGUCAUCACAAGACGCCGGAGGAUGGUGUAAAUGGGGUCACGCACUUUUAAUAUCAUACUCCCUAACUAAGCUUGCUGGGAAUGUCUAGAAAUUGGAUCUGGUUUGUGUAUUUGUGACUCUUAGGUUUCCUGGUUCUGGGACAUAUACAUGUGUAGUAUAUACAGCGUCACAGACUAGAGAAGUCUUCUUUCCUAUUUAUUGGAUCUUGGUUUGUAUUUGAAUCUUGGUUGUGUGAUGCACGUGAUGUGACUUAGGAAUUCUCUCCGUGCUGGAUGCGAGAGCAGUUAUAUAACAUAUGAAUAGACGAUAAACGAACAACUGAAUAGAUUGAUAUCAAAA
Talaromyces proteolyticus is the source of this 2161-nucleotide messenger RNA. Its product is annotated as CTP synthase. Lineage: Eukaryota; Fungi; Ascomycota; Eurotiomycetes; Eurotiales; Trichocomaceae. The record is from RefSeq and is a predicted model, not a curated record. Gene Ontology annotation, biological process: CTP biosynthetic process; pyrimidine nucleobase biosynthetic process. The coding region runs from base 130 to 1872 and encodes 580 amino acids. The transcript has 17 exons. Gene Ontology annotation, molecular function: identical protein binding; CTP synthase activity. Gene Ontology annotation, cellular component: cytoplasm; cytoophidium.